Messenger RNA from Geodia barretti, 1365 nucleotides. The record is from the annotation of a GenBank genome assembly. Lineage: Eukaryota; Metazoa; Porifera; Demospongiae; Tetractinellida; Geodiidae.
CUGUCGCUGGUCGGCGACGUGCUGCCGAUCGGGGGACUCAAGGAGAAGGUGAUCGCUGCCAAGCGCAAUCGGAUUCGUGACAUCAUCAUCCCGCGGGCGAACGAGGUGGACAUCGCGGACAUUCCCCGAGCGCGUACGGCGCGACAUCAGCUUCCAUCCGGUCGGCACGAUGGAAGAGGUGAUCGAGAUCGUCUCUUGAGCGGCCGCAGCACCAGGAUCCUCCGGGCGAUGACGAUGGCCCUGGCAGCCGCCGUCACGCUGUCCGCGUGCGCCGGACCGAAGGAGCGGGCGUCGCUGCACGCGGCAUUCGGCGUCACGCUGGCAGAGCUGGCUGCGCUGAUCGAACCGUUGCCUGAGUCGGUUCGGGGCCGAAUCCUCGCCGAGCCGGCCGUGUUCCUGGAUCUGAUGGCGAAGACGCACAACCAGCCGGCGGACCUGCUGGUGCUGGUCGACAAGCAGCACGCGCUCUCGCAAGACUACCGGCCGCCCGAUCUGGUCGAUCUGGACAACCGGGGCCUCACGGUCACGCGACCGUCGAUGCUGCUGCGGGCGCUCGCCCUGCCCGACCUGGUGGCCAUGACGCAGGCGGCGCGCCUGGCCGGCACCGACGUGACCAUCUCAUCGACCUAUCGCUCCUACGCCCGGCAGUCCUUCCUGUUCUCGUCCGCCGUGGAACGCGACGGCCUGGGCAGGCGUCGCGUCUCGUGGCGCGGCCGGGUCACUCGCAGCACCAGCUCGUGCCGUGGAGGAUGGCACGGAUACCAGUACGAGCCGUGGCACUUCCGCUACCUGGGACGCGCCGGCACGGAGCUGGAACGUCGCUUCUUCGGCGUCCAGCAAGUGUUCCUCACCCACUACCGCCACCUGAUGCCCGCCCUGCAGGCCGGCUCAGCGUCUGCCGAGAACCCGACAUCCUUGCGCGUCGACCGACGUGCCGAACGCGGCCACGAUCUGGCUCACCCGCGAAAGGCGGCGGGCAGGCCCGACCGGUUGACGCUGGUCGGAGUUCAAGCGGCCGCCCCACGCAGCGGGCCAGGCAGCAGAGGAAAAGGAUCGUCCGGGACACGAACCCCCACCGUGCCGCCGCCCGCCGGCACGCGGCCGAUACGACUGCGUCAGCGCGCGCGGGGCAGGAAAAACGCAGGAGGCGUUCAGGGCAGACUCCCCGACGCCCACCCCGCAGCGCCACAGCCAGCUCCGAUCGGGGAUCAGUACCAGGAGCGGGCGAUCCUCCGCGCGGCUCUUGGUCCGCCGGAUCCUCGCCUCGGCCGCGGGGGCGGCGCCGACGAUGCCGUAGAUGGUGUCACCGGCCAAGGAUCGCAAACGCACGACGUCAGCGUUACGUUCGACAGCAGAUCGGCAUGA